GGAGAUUAUAUUUAACUAGGUCUAAUACUCACCAUCUUAACCGGGUUGUUGUGGCUUGAGGCUUAUGAUUUCCGGUGUGCAUGGUUAAUUUCCCCCGGUCAGACAGUUGAGUUAAAUACAGACUCCACAGCAUACUCACGUUUGUUGACAUCUGGCGAAGCGAUGGGGAAUGAGAGCCAAGCCGUCACAGCUGGCAUCAACAAUUCAGUCCCGCAAGCAAUUCUAGACAUUGCACCUCGCCAGCUUCUUCCAUAUGCCCUCGCGAUUCUAAUAGCAUAUCCAUUACUGGUCUCCUUGCUCCGCUUUCGCCGGGUACAAUGGCUACACCAAAAGUACAAGUACCCCAACCGGGCAUCCCUUGCUAAAAUGACCGACGACGAGGCCUGGGAAAUCCAGAAAGUGCUUUUGCAGCUGGAAUUUCCAUUUAUCUAUAUUAAAGCUCUCCAAUUUGCUCUCUUCAGGACCUACGGAAUCCCCACCAUCUCCGGGCUGCUCACCAAGACUAGCCAAUUCUCUAAUCCGGAGACAUCUUACAAGCGUUACGCAGACACAAGCGCCUUGGUUCAGGAAUUUAUGGGCAACGCCCCAUCUUCUAAACGUACUAUCACUGCGAUCGCUCGAACCCGCUGGCUCCACAAUGGCUAUCGCACCUCGGGAAAAAUAUCCGAGGAUGAUAUGCUCUACACGCUUAGCUUGUUUGCCCUCGUACCCAUGCGGUUCAUCGAAAAGUUUGAGUGGCGAAAUCUGACCGACCUCGAGAAGUGUGCUAUCGGCACAUUCUGGAAGAGCGUCGGUGAUGGUCUCGCAAUCGGUUACGAGGCCUUUCCGUCGCAUAAGACGGGAUUCCGCGAUGGCCUCCAGUGGCUAGAGGAGAUGACCGCCUGGAGUGAAGCGUACGAAGCUAAACACAUGGUUCCCCAUGCCACGAACCGGGAGACCGCGGAUCAGACUACGGCCGUGCUACUGUACAUGGUCCCGAAGCCGUUCCAGCAGAUCGGACUGCACUUCGUUUCAUUCAUGAUGGAUGACCGCCUACGACGCGCGAUGUUGUAUGACCCUCCCCCGGCAUCAUAUGCUAAACUGUUCUCGUCGCUCCUGUCCGUUCGCCGCUUUGUGUUGCGUUACCUGUCGCUCCCCCGACCUUAUUUCCUCCGUUUCACUGCCUUCACCGAGCAACCGGACCAGAAUGAUCGCAUUUUCAUCACCCAGUGGGAUGCGGCGCCCUAUUACGUCGCGCCUACUUUCCGGAACCGCUGGGGCCCUGUCGCUUGGCUUACCUGGGCUAUGGGUCGGCCUCUUCCAGGCGACGAAGGUGAUAAGUAUUACCCCCGGGGCUACUAUACACCUGAUGUAGGACCCAAGUACUUCGAAGGCAAGGGUCGAACAUCCCUGGAGGAGUACGCCCAGGGCUUGAAAGGUACACGAACCGGUCAAUGUCCCUUUUUUUAAGUAUGGGCAUGGACAAGAUGCGCUACUAUUACGAGAAAAACCGUUCUAUGUCGUGUUAUUUGCAAAGCUAGAUAUACUCUAGUAUGAUAUGGCGGGGCUAGUGAGAGAAAGGGGAUAAUUUCAUCUUACGAGAAAAUCUACGCUAAAUUCAUUGUCGUGCAUUUUGAGCGAUAUGACUAAAGGUACUUAACGGGCUUACUUUACUAUAUUCCAAAAGCACUUUAAGAUUCCAUAAUAUCGAGAUAUAGGAUCCUUAAUUGUCAUAUUUUCAAGCCAAAAGAACUGUUGAGUCGCGCAUUGACCCUUAAG
Aspergillus caelatus is the source of this 1758-nucleotide messenger RNA. RefSeq lists its product as uncharacterized. NCBI's taxonomy places the organism in Eukaryota, Fungi, Ascomycota, Eurotiomycetes, Eurotiales, Aspergillaceae. The record is from RefSeq and is a predicted model, not a curated record. The transcript is spliced from 3 exons. Gene Ontology annotation, molecular function: oxidoreductase activity. The coding region runs from base 163 to 1449 and encodes 428 amino acids.